Lolium rigidum is the source of this 517-nucleotide messenger RNA. RefSeq lists its product as uncharacterized. Gene Ontology annotation, cellular component: ribosome. The coding region runs from base 1 to 369 and encodes 122 amino acids. Gene Ontology annotation, biological process: translation. The transcript is spliced from 2 exons. NCBI's taxonomy places the organism in Eukaryota, Viridiplantae, Streptophyta, Magnoliopsida, Poales, Poaceae. The record is from RefSeq and is a predicted model, not a curated record. Gene Ontology annotation, molecular function: structural constituent of ribosome; 5S rRNA binding.
AUGUCGCAGGCCAAGCGGUACGUGCUGCGGCUCUUCAUCUCGCUCAAGUACGUGACGGCCAACGUCGUGGACCGGCAGAGCGGCCGCGUGGUGGUCACCGCCUCCUCCGUCGAGAAGCCGCUUCGGGACGGGCUCGAGUGCGGCCGCGCCUGCAACGCCAAGGCGGCGGCCGCCGUCGGCGAGGUGCUCGCCAUGCGCCUCCGGGUCGACGGCCUGGCCAGCGAGCCCAUCCACGCCGCCGCCGCCAAGGAGGUCCAGAAGAAGGGCUUCAAUAACCGCACCAAGGUCUGGGCCAUCCUCAACGCGCUCCGCGACCACGGCGUCAACCUCCGCGUCGACGACGAUGGUGACCACCGCCGGCAUGUCUGACUGACAGACAGGCAGGCAUUAGUGUUCAGUGCGUUCCUCAAUUCUACUUCUAGUUCUGUUCUGCUGAUGUUGCCUCAAGCCAUUAUACUUCAGUUACUAUUUGAGUGUACCAUGUCAUUCUGCUGAUGUUGUCUCAUGCCACUGAACU